This is a messenger RNA of Oryza sativa Japonica Group (Japanese rice), 708 nucleotides long. Its product is annotated as enoyl-CoA delta isomerase 2, peroxisomal. Lineage: Eukaryota; Viridiplantae; Streptophyta; Magnoliopsida; Poales; Poaceae. The record is from RefSeq and is a predicted model, not a curated record.
AUGGGCUUCUGCACUUACAAAGAGAAGGAUGACAUCUUCAAGCUGACCCUCACCGGCGGCAACAGUGGCCACAAUUACCUCACCGAGAAGUCGCUGAAGGAGCUCAAGGAGACGCUCGCGACGAUUCGCGGCAAGGCCACCCCCUCGAGCAGGGGCCUCGUUACCAUCUGCUCGGGCAAGAGCUCCUUCUGCGACGGCAUCGACUACACCUCGUCGCCGCCGCCGGCGGUGGAGGAGCUGAUCCGCGGCAUGGCCGAGGUGGUGCGCGAGCUGCUGGGCAUGCCUUUCCCGACGGUGGCGGCCGUCGGCGGCGACGUGAGGUCGUCCCUGGCGCUGGCGCUGGUGCUGGCGCACGACGACGUCGCCGUGCUAAAGAAAGUCAAGAUCGAGGCGAGGGAGGUGGUGGAGGGGCGCCACGACGCCGUGCCGCCGUACCUCGGGGCGCUGCUCCGGGACAAGUCGUCGUACCCGCAGAUGAGCUCCGACCUGGUGCUCCGGUCGGAGACCAUGGCCGGAGAGAGGCUCAAGUAUUGGUAUCUGAUCGAGCGAGUGUGCGACGACCAGUGGGAGCUGAAGGGCCAUGCCAUUAACAUGAUCAAAGAGGUCUUCGGUGACGAGCGCGACGGCGAGGCCUACGUCACCACCCGCAAGAGCUUGGUCUUCUCCGAGUCCUGGAAGGCCGUGUCCGAGUUACUCAAGAACAUCUAG